Molecule: messenger RNA, 7898 nt
Organism: Delphinapterus leucas (beluga whale)
Lineage: Eukaryota; Metazoa; Chordata; Mammalia; Artiodactyla; Monodontidae
Source: RefSeq, a predicted model, not a curated record
GUGCCACCAGGGAAGCCCUGACUGCAAGUUUAGAAAGGUCCCGCAGAGAAGAUGAGGAUGGAAGGGCAUACGGAGGUCAGCAGAGUGGGGUCAAAGGGGUGGAAGCCCCCUGUGAAGGAGUGGCGAGGUCAUGAGGAAGGAGGAAGGUUAUGGGGCAUGAGGGUGGCUGCAGUUCCAGGUAGAAAGAGUGGCAGGUAGGGUUGUUGGGUUUGAAGUGGCCAGUGGUGUUGAGGCAGAUGCCUGCUGUACUGGAGAUUGUGAAGACAUAGAACGGUUAAGAGGAAAACUCAAUUUCACAACAUGUAUUCAGUGCCCUUUUGAACUAGCCAUUGAGUCGGGUGCGGGGAGAGCAAAGAUGAGUGCCUGCCUCAGAACUCAGAGUCUGGCCGGGGAGGGGAGGAUGAAAGCGAUCUGUACUGGAUGUGAGCCCCAGGCACCUGUAGCAGGCCGUUAGUUAUGGGAGAGACUGGCCCCUAGAGGAGAGGAGGAACUUCCAGCAGAGCCACUGUGAGUGGGACGUGGGGAGGAGACACAGAAGAGGAAUUUCAAGCUAAGCGACAAGAGGCGUGUGCACCUAAAGGAACCCAGUGCAUGGGGGAGCAAUCUGCUCUUUCUAGGACAUGGACACAUGCAGCAGAGUAACUUGGCUAGAGGUCAGGAGGCAGUGUCUAUGAACCAGAUAGAAACGUGUUACGGAGGAAAGAACGAGAAAGAAGAAAUCAGGAAACUCAGCAGGAUGAUGGCGCGUUUAAUUCAAGUUACUCCCUCUUUAGUGAACCCUACAAGACUAACAAGGGGGAUGAGCUCUCCAACCGGCUCCAGAACACUUUAGGCAAUUAUGAUGAAAUGAAAGACUUCUUAACGGAUAGAUCGAAUCAGAGUCAUCUCGUUGGCGUUCCCAAACCUGGGGUUCCUCAGGCUCCCGUGAACAAGAUUGACGAGCAUUUUGUUGCAGAUUCGAGAGCCCAGACCCAGCCUGCAUCCGUCUGCAGCACCACAUCCUCCACCCCAGCAGUGGUCCCUGGGCAGCAGAGUAAGAGGGGCACCGUGGGCUGGCAGAAGGCCGGGCACCCACCGUCCGAUGGCCAACAGAGAGCAACACAACAGGGCUCUCUCAGGACCUUGCUCGGAGAUGGUGUUGGCAGACAGCAGCCGCGGGCCAAACAGGUGUGCAACGUCGAGGUGGGUCUUCAGACCCAGGACAGGCCACCUGCUAUGGGAGCCAAGCACAGCGGCAGUGGCCACUGUGUUCAGAACUUUCCUCCAUCCCUGGCUUCAAAGCCUAGCCUCGUCCAGCAGAAACCGACCGCCUAUGUGCGGCCGAUGGAUGGCCAAGAUCAGGCUCCCAAUGAGUCUCCGAAGCUGAAGUCGUCCACAGAGACCAGCGUGCACUGUGCGUCAUACAGGGGAGCCUCAGCCGCGAAGCCAGAGUCUGCCAGAACCAAGGCCAAGCUUGCCAAGUUCAGCAUCCCCAAACAAGGAGAGGAGAGUAGAUCUGGAGAAACCAACAGCUGUGUUGAAGAAAUAAUUCGGGAGAUGACCUGGCUUCCACCACUUUCAGCUAUUCCAGCACCUGGAAAAGUGGAACCGAGCAAAUUUCCAUUUCCAAAUAAGGACUCUCAGCUCACUUCCUCGGGACACAGUAAUCCAAAGAAAGGUGAUGCUGAGCCAGGGAGUCCAGACAAUGGCACAUCGAAUACAUCCUCUCUGGGAUGGUUAUCCCCAUUUACUGAUAAGGGAAAUGAUGCACUGAGAGGAAUGCUAGAAGAUGACCUUAAGCUAAGUAGCGAUGAAGAGGAGAAUGAACAGCAGGCAGCCCAGAGAACGGCUCUCCACGCUCUGUCUGACAGUGCCGGCCUCCCGCAGGCCAACUGCAGGGCCUCCGUGCCCUCCAGCAAGGGCAGCAGCAGCGGCAGCAGCAGCAGCGGCAGCAGUUCCUCCAGCGACUCGGAGAGCAGCUCAGGAUCUGACUCAGAGACCGAGAGCAGCUCCAGCGAGAGUGAGGGCAGCAAGCCUCCCCACUACUCCAGCCCUGAGGCCGAACCAGCGUCCUCUAACAAGUGGCAGCUGGAUAAAUGGCUAAACAAAGUUAAUCCCCACAAGCCUCCUAUCCUGAUCCAAAAUGAAAGCCACGGGCCGGAGGGCAAUCAAUACUACACCCCGGUGAAGGACGAAGCGCCAGACUGCGGGAAGCUUCCCGACAACGUCUGCCCGACCAGCCUGAGAGACAAGGACAUCAAGAGCGCCUGCAAGGAGGAGCAGAGGCCGAGGACCGCGAACAAGGCCCCGGGGAGCAAAGGGGUGAAGCAGAAGUCCCCGCCCGCGGCCGUGGCCGUGGCCGUGACCGCCGCCGCCCCGCCGCCCACGGUGGCCGGUGCGCCCGCCGAGAGCGCGCCUGCGCCUGCCCGGAGGUCCGCGGGCAAGAAACCCACGCGGCGCACCGAGAGGACCUCCGCCGGCGACAAUGGCCACCGGCCCGAGGAGCCCGCAGCCGCGGACGCGCUGGGGGCGAGCGCGGGGAUCCCCCCGGAGCCCCCCAAGCCCCGGCCCUGCGGCAACAGUAGGACCAGCCACCGCAAGGAGCUGCGCUCGGCCGUAACCGGCGAGAAACGCCGCACGCGGGGGCUGAGCCGGAUCGUCCCCAAAUCCAAGGAGUUCAUCGAGACCGAGUCGUCCUCGUCGUCCUCCUCCGCGGACUCGGACCUGGAGUCGGAGCAAGAGGACUACCCUCUGUCCAAGGCCACUGCCGCCUCCGGGAACGACCCGAGGCUGAAGGAGGCUGCCAGCAGCAUCAGCGGUGGCGGCCCACGGGCCCCUGUGGGCUCUAUCAACGCCAGGACCACCAGCGACAUUGCCAAGGAGCUGGAAGAGCAGUUCUACACAUUGGUCCCCUUCGGCCGCAAUGAACUUCUCUCCCCGUUGAAGGACAGUGACGAGGUCAGGUCACUCUGGGUCAAAAUUGACCUGACCCUCCUGUCCAGGAUCCCAGAACACCUGCCCCAGGAGCCGGGGGUCUUGAGCGCUCCCGCGGCCAAGGACACUGAAAGCGCCCCGCCGAACCACGCAUCCGAUGCGCCCGCAGAAAAGGCUUUGCCAAAAUCCAAGAGGAAACGCAAGUGUGACAGCGAAGAUGACUGCCGGGAGAUCAGGAAGGCUCAGGGAGAGAAGGAGAGCUCUUCACGACUCACUGCGUCCGCCAGCAGUACUUUGUCCGCAAACCAUUGCAACGUGAACGUCAACAGCUUGGCAAUCCCAAUAAAUAAAAAUGAAAAAAUGCUCCGCUCACCCACCUCACCCCUCUCCGACGCAUCUAAACACAAAUACCCCGGCGAGGACCUGACUUCCCCCAGCAGAUCCAACAGCAAUGGUUUGUUCACCUCCGCCUCGUCCAACAAAAAGCAUAAGGCUGAGAACCAGCUACAGACCCGUGGUGGAGACCUCACGAAAGCAGCUCACAGCAAUUCCGAAAACGUUCUCCACAAGUCACGGCCACAGACAGAGCCAUGGUCUCCAGGCUCCAACGGCCACAGGGACUGCAAGAGGCAGAAACUCAUCUUCGAUGACAUGCCACGCAGUGCAGAUUAUUUUAUGCAAGAAGCUAAGCGAAUGAAGCAUAAAGCAGAUGCAAUGGUGGAAAAGUUUGGAAAGGCUCUGAACUAUGCUGAAGCAGCCUUGUCAUUCAUUGAGUGUGGAAAUGCAAUGGAGCAGGGCCCAAUGGAAUCCAAAUCUCCUUAUACAAUGUAUUCAGAAACAGUUGAGCUCAUCAGGUAUGCUAUGAGACUAAAAACCCACUCAGGCCCCAAUGCCACACCAGAGGAUAAACAGCUGGCUGCAUUAUGUUACCGAUGCCUGGCUCUCCUGUACUGGCGGAUGUUUCGACUCAAAAGGGAUCACGCUGUAAAGUAUUCAAAAGCACUUAUCGACUAUUUCAAGAAUUCAUCUAAAGCUGCCCAAGCCCCAUCUCCAUGGGGGGCCAGUGGAAAGAGCACUGGCACCCCAUCCCCCAUGUCUCCCAACCCCUCCCCCACCAGCUCCGUGGGAUCUCAGGGGAGCCUCUCCAAUGGGAACGCCCUGUCCCCAUCAACCAUCGUCAGCAUCCCACAGCGCAUCCACCAGAUGGCAGCCAACCACGUCAGCAUCACCAACAGCAUUCUCCACAGCUAUGACUACUGGGAGAUGGCGGACAACCUGGCCAAGGAGAACAGAGAAUUCUUCAAUGACCUGGACCUGCUCAUGGGGCCAGUCACCCUGCACAGCAGCAUGGAGCACCUGGUCCAGUACUCCCAGCAGGGCCUGCACUGGCUGCGGAACAGCACCCACCUGACAUAGGGGCCCCGCCUUCGGGCUGGAGGGCACUCUUGUCUUCACGGACGGCUCAACAUUUCUGGACACUGUGCUCCUGAAGUUCCCAGCCACAGCAUUUCUCAAACGGCGGUGAAUAUUUUCUCAGCAUCGAACAAUGGUCUUUUCUCCCAGGGCAUGUGUGUUUGUAUGUGUGGGUGUAGAAAAGCUGCCUGUGUAAGUGUGUGAGAUACACAGCUCUUUAGAACACGUUUCCUUUGUCUAGUUUCCAUAAUCCCAGGCUAGACAAAGUGAUCAGACGUUUCUGAUUAGAGAAAACACGCUUACACACACACACACACACACACACACACACACAUACAUACAUACACAUACACACACACACACACACUUUCUAGUUCAAAGCUAAACCAUGACUUCUUAGAACAUUCAACGAAAAUCUCAUGGGUUAGUGAACCAGGUGCAAUACAGCACACCAAAAGCUUUUUGACUGCCACUUAAGAUCAUCUUAGUUCUUAUACUUUUGAUUACUUUCAAUAUUAAUAUACUCUCCCCCAGUUAUUAUUUUUUUGACUGUGUGUAUUCAUGGGUAAUUGAAUAAUGAAAAUAAGUCAGUUAUUUUUGUGGACGUUUACUAGAUUGCAUGUUACCAAAUACCCUGCCUUUUGUCUAGUACCUGCCCCUUCCAGCCAACUUUACUGUCAACUAAACGUGUUAGAAAGCAAGUGAAUUGACUCCCACGGGCCUUCCCUGCCCUGCCCCGCAAAAUAGUAUGACCGUGACACUGAGAUUUGGUAAAACUUCAGUGUCUUUGAAAAUUCACCAACAUGAAAGCAGCAACAACUGCUUUGCGGGGGCUCAGUGAGUAAUUGAAAUCUCCUGCACACGCCAGGAGCCCGCCCGGCACAUGUGUUUCUUCUUCCUGCCACUGUGACCCAGGGGCUGUGGAGCCACGUGGUGUCUGUCGGCCGAUAUUUUUCAAGUGUUUUCUUUCCAUGAUAGCUUUCUUACCAGUUGUCUUGGCCAGAUGAGGACAUUACCUAGGAUGUCCGUUCACUUGGGUCUGUAUCUGUUGCUUCUCAGGCCAAAAACUAUUUGCUAUCAUGAUUCUAUCGAAUCCUCUCACUCUUGGGGAAAGUGCCACUGCGGGCCUUGAAUGCGUUUUGAUCUGGGCGAUGUGUUUCAGGCUUUGAUUAGCAAGCUGCUACAGAAUAAGUUAUUCCUGCAAGGAUCGCAGUCCUGUCUGGGGUAGCAACGACCAGUCUGGUAUGUUUCCGGCUCGCCCUUGAUUCUUUUCUUUCUUUUUUUUUUUAAUUAAGUUUACAUUUUAGUUUUUUUGACAUCUUUGUUUACAGUUUUUGUCUGAAAUUUAUUUCUUUUAUUGUCUCUCGUCAUACCCUAGAUUUGAUCUUCUUAAAUAUAUUUGGAUAUAAAAAUAUUGGUUAAAAAAAAAAAAAAGAAAAACUCCUGGAAAAGAGGAUAUACUUCCUAUACUUUAAAAACAAAAACAAUGACCUUGAGGCCUCUCACUUGACAAAAUUGUCCCAAGACGGCCUGAGAAAGGUGAUGUGAUAUGUGGAACAAUCCAUUUCUCAAGGUUAUGGGAACACAAAACGUUUAUAACAGAUACUGAUGGUCUUAUUGGUUUGGUUGCAAUGUUAAUGUCUUUGUCAGCCUGAUCUGUAGGUGGGAAAUAAGAUUGCUGUCAUCCCCUAGCUCUAAGCACUGAUUUAAAACCUUACAAAUGAUUGAGUAGCUUUGGUGAUUUGAAAUUCAUUUAAAUGAACAAGUGAAGGCUUUGCGCAAUUUGCAUUUGGCGUUGGCCUUCAAGCGUCCGGAAAUAUUAACAGUACUUCUUUUUUACAUUUAUUCAACUGAGGUGCUUCUGACAUUCCUUUCACUAAUUGUUGCUAGAGUUCCCAAUCCCACUGGAGUCUCACUUAAGACAUUUUGAAUUUUUUUUUUUUUUUUUUUUUCUGGAAGCCUGAGGCUUAGUUGUACUCACUCCUGCUGAAUUCUGAUGAAAUGUUCAGACUCUCACAAAAAGGGAUGGCCCCCAGGGUCCAUGGUGCAUCCCUGGGGUGCUUUUCUGGUCUUCCCCACCUUUCAAGUCUCAGGCCUCGUGGUGGUGUUCAUGUGAUGUGCUCACCUGUGAAACCCAUUUAAACACACAGGUGACCUCUGGCCAGUUGUGCAAGCAGCACCACAUCAGCGCUCGGUGAGCCGCGUUUCCAGCAAAACGUGAAGCUGGUCAUUUGGGGGCCGUCACAGCACGCCAUUCUCAGUGUCUUUUGUUUCAUUGGUAGAGCAUGUCGGGGGCAGUGGUGGCAGUGGUUUUUCCUUGCUUUGGCAUUGAUGCUUUUGAUAAGGAAGCAUCUUCUCAUCGUUGCUGGUUUCUUUUAGUUAGCUUUGUUCAAAGUAGAAAUAUCUUUCUUGUGUUUUCUGGUUAUGAAAGUAAUACAUGCUCAUGGUAGAAACUUGAACAAUACAGAGAAGUAUAAAGUAGGAAGUAUUCAGUCCCAUUCCCCAGAGACAACACUGCUCAUCCUUUUCCUGUAUAUCCUUCUAGAGAGUCUCCCAUUUGAACGUAGAAUGUCUAUCAUCAUUUUUUUCUAUUUGAAGACAUUAUUUCAUCAGAAGUUCAGUACAAGUUCAACUGGCCUUAUCCCUCCAUGACCUGAACGGACCUGGAUCACAAUUGUUAGAGUUAUCUUUGAAAGAGAGGAACCCAAAUGUAUUCCUGAUCAAAAUGUGGGAUUUGUUACCAUUCGACACAGAUCAGACUAACGUGCAGAAUUGUGCUUGGAAAGAGAGGUUCAGUUAAAACACAUUGCUGGAAACUUUCAAAUCACAAAGGGAAACUCGGACCCACUGUCUAAAGAGGAAUGUACUGGAAAAAAAAAUCUGAAGAGCUGACAAAUUGUGUACUAGAUUGAAAACAUGGAAUCAAUGCAAUGAGCCUUCUGCACUAAAACGUACCCUCGUAUGUGCAACAAUGAUGUGUGUAUUAUAUAACAGUGAUGUGUACAUUUCUGACAUCCCAUACAUAAUACACAGUUUGUAUAAAUGCAUACGUUUAAAAAUAUAUAUGUACAAUACAGCUAACAUAAAACUGUAGUACGCCUGAAGGAUAUGACUGGUGCCUAAUAUUGAGUAUAAGUCACUACGUGUUCAAAUCACCUCAGAAGUGCAGUAAUUGUUAUCAGAUUAAUCAGUGCAGCCAACCUUAUUUAUGAACCACAUCUUUGAAACUGUGCAGUAGUAUAUACAUAUAUAUUUUUAAAUAACAUUUUUCACAGUUUUCCAGAGUUACUGUUGAAAUCUGUAUCACCAAAAAAAAAAAAAAAAAAAAGCAAGAUUUUUUUAAAUGAUGUAGACACUCUUCAGACCCAGUAAUCUGUGUGUGAUUUCCUGUCUGUAGAUACCCAAGACACUCUAGCAGUCACCAGCCUUAAUGCAUGUACAGGAUAUUAUUGUGACUUAAUUUAUCUGCAGUUUUUAAUCCAUGUGAAAUGGGAAUUUAUAAACUGACUUGGAUUAACUAUGUCUGCCUUUCUAAGGUUGCAAAUGUUACAUUAAAUGAUUUAUGUUAUAAA